UCCUCUUUGGAUAGGUUUCUUAUGGUGUGGAAGCUGAAGACACAAUGCAGAGCUUACAAAUUUAUAGGCCAUGCGGAAGCGGUGACCAGCGUACAGUUCUCACCAGAUGGGCAGCUACUUGCUUCAGCUUCUCAAGAUCGUACUGUCAGGCUAUGGAUUCCUUGCAUUCAUGGAGAAUCAUCAGUACUGAAAGGUCAUACGGCAUCCAUUCGUAGCGUGAGCUUCUCACAUGAUGGCCACUUUCUAGUUUCAGCAUCCAACGAUAAAUCAAUAAAAAUAUGGGGUGUUUGCCGUCAGCGCCUUUUGUUUUCCCUAUUCCAACAUACUCAUUGGGUUCGCUGUGCCAAAUUUUCACCUGAUGGAAGACUAGUAGCAUCUUGCAGUGAGGAUAAAUCUGUUAAGAUCUGGGAUACAAGAAAUAAAACUUGUAUUGAUAGCAUCUUAGAUUAUGGAGGAUUUGCAAAUUUUGUGGAUUUCAACCCAAGUGGUACAUGUAUAGCUUCUGCAGGCUCCAAUCAUACAGUGAAACUGUGGGAUAUUCGAAUGAACAAGCUACUGCAGCAUUACAAAGUUCACAGAGCAGGGGUUAAUUGUGUAUCAUUCCAUCCUUCUGGUAACUAUCUCAUCACUGCUUCUACUGAUGGCACCCUUAAGAUUUUGGACCUCUUAGAAGGAAGACUUAUUUACACCCUUCAUGGACACAAGGGACCUGUACUUUCUGUGGCUUUUUCAAAAGGUGGUGAAAAAUUUGCCUCAGGUGGAGCCGACGCUCAGGUAUUACUAUGGAAAACCAACUUUGAUUCAUUUGAUUAUAAAGAAGUUCUUAAACACCAUAUUAGAAGAACACAUAUUGAUGAUCCUCCUCAUCUUCUUGAUAUUUACCCGAGGUCACCUCAUCUCCAUGAUGAAAAACUUCAGUCAGUUGAGGUCAACCCUACCUUUGAUGUGACUAAUACACAAACACUUGACCCACCUGUCAUAGAGAUUAGCUCCUCUUCAUCUUUCAGUACUCCAGAUGAUGUCAGCAGUGGAGAUCUGCAGUAUCCCCCUUCUUCAGUCCUGGCAACAAGUUCAAAAAGGAAGUCAGAGAAUGAGAGUGAAUCAGCUGUGCAUAAUGUGGACAAGCAAACAGGCAUCUCCCCCUCCCUGGGUAAUGCUUUGGAGCACAUUGUGGAGCAGCUGGAUGUUUUAACUCUAACUAUUUCAAUCCUGGAACAACGUCUGACUUUGACUGAAGAUAAAUUGAACGAAUGCUUAGAAAAUCAGCAAAAAAUGUUACACCAGGGAAGACAGGAAGAAUAAAAGAUGCAAACGAACUGUAUUGAUGAAUAUGUUUCAUAUAUUCACAAGGAAAUAAUGAAUGUUACUUCCAUUGGAUUUUGCUAU
Pygoscelis adeliae (Adelie penguin) is the source of this 1386-nucleotide messenger RNA. RefSeq names its product POC1 centriolar protein B (gene POC1B). The record is from RefSeq and is a predicted model, not a curated record. The transcript has 10 exons. Bases 22 to 1302 code for a protein of 426 amino acids. Gene Ontology annotation, molecular function: protein binding. Gene Ontology annotation, biological process: cilium assembly. Gene Ontology annotation, cellular component: ciliary basal body; centriole. NCBI's taxonomy places the organism in Eukaryota, Metazoa, Chordata, Aves, Sphenisciformes, Spheniscidae.